AGAGCGCAUGCGCAGCAGUGUAUAGUGUACGGUACCGCCACAGUGACAACAACCACGGCCGUUUGAUCGGUGAGUGUCCACCCGCUUGGCCCCGGAGCCAGAGCCUGACAGAAACCCGGCCUGGCGCUCACAUCCGGAAGAGAAGACGCCUCCAGGAACUGCGGUGUCUGUGGGACCCAGCAGUACCGAGCUAAGCCGACCGAACCGACCCAGCUGCUAUUGGCGCCCCUCUGGAGGCUAGAGAGCCAGACACCCGCAGCUGCGGGCCGUCAGCCCGGAGAACCGGAGGGUGCCCGCCGCUAGCAGCCCCCAUGCUAACAGGCUAGCAGUACCAUGCCCUCCUCCCUCUGAACCGAGCCGAAACAACACCGCGCUGAACCAAACCGGGGAGCUAACGACCAGUGUAGCGUCCGGACACCGCUCACCCUCCGUGGAGCGGCCGAGGAUGGUCACGGGGACAGGGUCCGCUUCGGAGGAUCGUCCCGGCUCCGCCCGCCCUGCUGGACCCGGACACUGCCGGACUUGGUUUAUGUAGCCCGGCUAACCGAGCGAGUUGGUCCCGCUGCGGGGCUGCUGCUCUCGGCCCGGGCUGCAGACAUGCAGGCCGCCCAGCCGCAGUACGACUUCUUCAGCGAAGACAACGCUGGCAAGUGGAGAGGCCUGCUGGUUCCGGCCCUGGAGAAGGUGUUGUACCAGGUGCAUCCAAGCCUGAAGUCCCAGCAGGAGGCGCUGCAGUACAUCGAGGAUUUGAUCCUGCAGCUGCUCAGCAUGUUGUGCCAGGCUCAGCCGCGCACCGUACAGGAUGUGGAGGAGCGGGUCCAGCGGAGCUUUCCUCACCCCAUCGAUAAGUGGGCCAUCGCAGACGCUCUUGCCGCCAUUGACAAGAAGAAGAGGAAGAACCCGCUGGCUCUUCCUGUGGAUAAGAUUCACCCGCUGCUGAAGGAGGUUCUGGGCUACAAGAUCGACCAUCAGGUGUCUGUGUACAUGGUGGCAGUUCUGGAGUACAUCUCGGCAGACAUCCUCAAACUGGCGGGGAACUAUGUGAGGAACAUCCGCCACUAUGACAUCACCAAGCAGGACAUCACUGUGGCCAUGUGUGCCGAUAAGGUGUUGAUGGACAUGUUCCACCAGGACGAGGAGGACAUCAGCCUUUUCCCGCUUUUAGACGAGGAGCCUUCAACCAAUGAGGAGCAAAGUUACUAUGAUCUGGUGAGGAGCUUCAUGGCGGACAUUCGGCAGUACCUGCGGCAGCUCAACCUGCUCCUCAGGGUCUUCAGAGAGCCCUUCAUCUCCAGUCCCAUGCUCUUCUCACAACACGAUGUGGACAGCAUAUUCAGCCGGAUCGUGGAUAUCCACGAGGUGACGGUGAAGCUGCUGGGUCUCCUCGAGGACACGGUGGAGAUGACGGAUGAAGGAAGCCCUCAUCCUCUGGUGGGAAGCUGCUUUGAAGACCUGGCUGAGGAGCUGGCCUUUGACCCCUAUGAGACCUACGCUCAGGACGUCCUGCAUCCUGGUUUCCAAGAACAUUUCCUUAGCCAGGUGACCAAACCAGGAGCUUCCCUCCACCUGCAGUCCAUCUGUGUUGGUUUCAAAGAGGCUGUUCGUUACGUUCUGCCCAGGCUGCUGCUGACGCCCGUCUACCACUGUCUGCACCUAUUUGAGACGCUCAAGCAACUGGAGGAGAAGAGUGAGGAGGAGGAGGAUAAGGAGUGUCUGAGGCAGGCUAUCACAGCUCUGCUUAACCUGCAGUCCAGCAUGGAGAGGAUCUGCUCCAGGAACCUAGCAAAGAGGAGGCUUAGUGAGUCGGCGUGUCGUUUCUACAGCCAUCAGAUGAAGGGGAAGCACCUCGCCAUCAGGAAGAUGAACGAGAUCCAGAAGAACAUCGACGGAUGGGAGGGGAAAGACAUCGGCCAGUGCUGCAACGAGUUCAUCAUGGAGGGCACGCUGACCCGCGUCGGUGCCAAACACGAGCGCCACAUCUUCCUGUUCGACGGACUCAUGAUCUGCUGCAAGUCCAACCACGGGCCUCCUCGGCUGCCCGGCGCCGGCUCCACCGCCGAGUAUCGCCUCAAAGAGAAGUUCCUUAUGCGCAAAGUGCAGAUCAACGACAAGGACGACAAGGAGGGCGAGUACCGGCACGCCUUCGAGAUCAUCCUGAAGGACGGGAACAGCGUGGUGUUUUCGGCCAAAUCCGCAGAGGAGAAGAACGGCUGGAUGGCGGCGCUGAUUUCGCUGCAGUACCGCAGCACGCUGGAGCGCAUCCUGGACAAAGCUCUGCUGCAGGAGAAGGAGGAGCAGAUGAAGCUACCGUCGGCCGAGGAGUACAGCUUCGCCGAGCCAGACUCGGAGGAGAACGUGGUGUUUGAGGAGAACAUCCAGUCCAAGUCUGGGAUUCCCAUCAUCAAAGCCGGGACGGUCCUCAAACUGAUUGAGAGGCUGACCUAUCACAUGUACGCAGAUCCGAACUUCGUCCGGACCUUCCUGACCACCUACAGGUCGUUCUGUAAACCCCGGGAGCUGCUGGACCUGCUCAUGAAGAGGUUUGAGAUCCCAGAGCCAAGGUCGACUGAUGCAGAGCAGAUGGAGGGAGGAGAGCAGCUUCUUAGCGCCGACCUCAAACGUUUCCGUAAAGAGUUCGUUCAGCCAGUUCAGCUCAGAGUUCUGAAUGUGUGUCGUCACUGGGUGGAGCAUCACUUCUAUGAUUUUGAAAGAGACCCUCACCUGCUGAGUCGACUAGAGGACUUCAUCGCUUCAGUCAGAGGUAAGGCCAUGAGGAAGUGGGUGGAGUCCAUCACUAAGAUCAUCCAGAGGAAGAAGCUGGUUCAGGUGAGCCUGCCCAAUCACAGCAUCACCUUCCAGAAUUCUCCUCCGCCCAUCGAGUGGCACAUCUGUAAACAAGGGAACACUGAGCAGUUCGACCUCAUGACUCUCCACCCCAUCGAGAUCGCCCGACAGCUUACUCUACUCGAGUCUGACUUCUACAGGGCGGUGCAGCCAUCGGAGCUGGUCGGCAGCGUCUGGACUAAAGAAGACAAAGAGCUCCACUCUCCCAACCUGCUGAGGAUGAUCCGACACACGACUAACCUCACGCUGUGGUUUGAAAAGUGCAUCGUGGAAACAGAGAAUUUGGAGGAAAGAGUUGCUGUUGUUUCUCGGAUCAUUGAGAUCUUGCAAGUUUUUCAGGAGCUCAAUAACUUCAAUGGAGUUCUGGAGGUCGUCAGCGCCAUGAAUUCCUCGCCUGUCUACAGACUGGACCACACCUUUGAGCAAAUCCCAAGUCGACAGAGAAAAAUCCUGGAAGAGGCUCAUGAGCUGAGUGAAGAUCAUUACAAGAAGUAUUUAGCUAAACUGCGCUCCAUCAACCCACCCUGCGUCCCGUUCUUUGGGAUCUAUCUGACCAACAUCCUAAAGACGGAGGAGGGAAACCCUGACUUCCUGCGCAGACACGGAAAAGAUCUGAUCAACUUCAGCAAGAGGCGAAAAGUCGCAGAGAUCACUGGGGAAAUCCAACAGUACCAGAACCAGCCAUACUGCCUGAGUGUCGAACCCGACAUCAGGAAAUUCUUCGAGAACCUGAACCCGAUGGAGGAGAUGUUAGAGAUCGACUUCACCGACCAUCUGUUCAACAAAUCGUUGGAGAUCGAGCCUCGAAACACACGAUCGUUGCCCCGUUUCGCGAAGAAGUACACCUGUCCUCUGAAGUCCCCGGGAAUCCGACCAACAUCGGCGAGGCUCGGCACCAUGAGGCACCCCACGCCUCUGCAGAACGAGCCCAGAAAGAUCAGCUACAACCGGGUCACAGACAGCGAGUCCGAGGGUGGCGCCGUCUCCGCCCCAAACUCCCCCCGGACACCACUGACCCCACCGCCGGCCUCUGCCGCAUCCAGCUCCACUGAUGUAGGCAGCGUCUUUGACUCCCCUCAGGGUCCCAGCAGCCCCUUCCAUUCAACCUGCGACAGCAUAUUUGCUGUUAUCUCUCUGCCUCACGGCCCACGGUCUUCGUCUGUCUCCUCAAUAAUGAGUUUCAGUCGGGUGUCAGAGGACACCCCCAUCCCUCCUCCUGUUCCUCCACGCAGAAGACCAGAAUCAGCUCCUUCCGAGUCUUCCCCCUCAAAGAUCCAGUCCAAGUUGGAGAGCCCGCCUGCCGUGCCUCCUCGACAGCCCACAUGUAAGCUCCCCACCCCUCGUUACUCUUCGUCGUUGUCUUCGUCUCCUCCAGACAGCCCCCCUUUGUUGCCCCCUCGAGAGCCCCUGCACCUCCUCCCUCCCCCCCAGGGCCGCUCUCGCUGUGAACUGUUGUCUCAGGCCUUCUUUCCCUCCAACACAUCCUCUACUUCCUCCGCUUGCUCCACCCCCACAGCCUUGUCUUCCUCCCCACCCCUCCCCCCUGUGCCACUCACCCCCACAGGUAGAAAGAUGCCCUUACCCUCCCCACCCCUAGAUGGCCCCCCAGUGCCUCCACGCCACAGCGUCCCCAAACUGCCUCCCAAGACGUACAAAAGAGAAUCUCUGAGCCAAGUCCCUGCUGCUGGUCCCACCCCCUGCUCUGUGAUUGGACAUCUUGUGAACGAGGCAGAGCUGGAAACACUAUAGCUAACUGGAUCAGAAUGAACGAGAAGCUGACCCCCCAGCAGCUUCUGAUCCUGUCAGAACCAAACUGAAACUGGACCCAACGGCGUGCUCUUACUCCAAAAUUCUCAAGACUUUUUCUGUGUGGUCAUUUCAUUUCUGUUCCUCAUCUGUGAGCUGGGACCUGUGGGACCCGGAUCAGCGCCGACUGCAUCUGAUGGAAUCUGAUCAGUUCUGAUUGGACCUAAUGAAACGGAUCAAAAUUGGUUGGACCUGAGGCUUAACGGAGACUGUGGUUCACAGCUUGCAGGUACUGGUCCAGAACCUAAGAGGUACUGUUGUUGGUUCUGGUGGACCCGGUGUUGUUUGUUAUUGUUGUAGUUGUUAAUGAUGUAAACAAAGAAGGGAAUAAAUGUUUCUGUCUAUGA
Molecule: messenger RNA, 4997 nt
Organism: Cyprinodon tularosa
Lineage: Eukaryota; Metazoa; Chordata; Actinopteri; Cyprinodontiformes; Cyprinodontidae
Product: son of sevenless homolog 1-like
Exons: 23
Coding region: 598-4593 (1331 amino acids)
Biological process (GO): positive regulation of GTPase activity; Ras protein signal transduction
Cellular component (GO): plasma membrane
Molecular function (GO): guanyl-nucleotide exchange factor activity; protein heterodimerization activity
Source: RefSeq, a predicted model, not a curated record